Messenger RNA from Telopea speciosissima, 1916 nucleotides. RefSeq names its product pentatricopeptide repeat-containing protein At4g15720. Gene Ontology annotation, molecular function: protein binding; zinc ion binding; RNA binding. Bases 47 to 1876 code for a protein of 609 amino acids. Gene Ontology annotation, biological process: RNA modification. The record is from RefSeq and is a predicted model, not a curated record. NCBI's taxonomy places the organism in Eukaryota, Viridiplantae, Streptophyta, Magnoliopsida, Proteales, Proteaceae. The transcript has a single exon.
AAAGAGAUUAACAAAGUAAACUCAUCAGGAGAAACACCAUUCCUUGAUGAAGACACCGACAAUAAGACGAAUACUCCUCUCCAUCUCACGCCCAUACACAUAUACUUCCCUCCAAAACUUCGUUUCACUUUCCAGUUCGAAAGCUACCCAAUUUGUUCAACAACUCCAACAAUCUCACGAUUUGGAAUCCGUAAUCUCCAUUCACUCCAACCUUUUACAACUUGGAUUCUUAAGAGACACUUUUACCGCCAAUCAUCUCAUCAAUGGAUAUGUCAGAUUGCGGAGGUUGGACGAUGCAUUUCAGAUGUUCGAAGAAAUGCCUGAUCCAAACGUCGUCUCUUGGACUUCUCUUAUGUCUGGGUAUAUCGACACAGGCAAGCCCCAGAUUGCUUUUUGGCUCUUUGAAAGAAUGAUUGGAAGUUCUGCUAAGCCCAAUGCCUUCACCUUUGCCACCAUGGUUAAUGCUUGCUCUGUUCUUGCCGACAUUGAAAAUGGAAGGAAACUCCAUGCUUGGAUUGAGGUGUUGGGCUUCCAAUCCAACCUUGUAGUUUGCACAGCCAUGGUUAACAUGUAUGGAAAAUCCAACAAUGUCGAUGAUGCUCGCCGGAUUUUUGAUGUAAUGACUUAUCGUAACAUUGUUUCUUGGACUUCAAUGGUUGCUGCUUAUGCCCAGAAUGCACGAAGCCAUGAUGCACUCCAGCUCUUUGGAGAAUUCAUCCAGUUUAUGUAUGAUCCGCCAAACCAUUUCAUGUUGGCGAGUGUAAUCAAUGCUUGUGCAAGCUUGGGUAGGUUAGUCAUGGGGAAAGUGACACACGCUGUGGUCAUUCGUCGUGGCCACCAUGUUAAUGAUGUGGUUGCCACUGCACUUGUUGACAUGUACGCAAAAUGUGGAUGUUUUGAUUAUUCUGACAAAGUUUUCCGGCACAUGCCGAACCCAUGUGUAAUACCUUAUACCUCAAUGAUAGUUGGAGCGGCAAAACAUGGACUUGGGAAGCUCUCCCUCGACCUCUUUGAAGAGAUGCUCGAAAGAGGAAUAAGACCUAAUGAUGUUACCUUUGUUGGGGUCUUACAUGCUUGUAGCCAUUCCGGUCUCGUCAACGUAGGCCUUGAACACUUACACUCAAUGUAUAAAAAACAUGGUAUAAUGCCUGGUGUGAAACACUACAUGUGUGCCGUUGAUAUGCUUGGCCGUGCUGGCUGUCUGGAUGAGGCUUACCAGUUAGCAAGGACAAUACGGGCAGAAGCUGAUGAUGGAGCAAUUCUUUGGGGCUCGCUGCUAUCAACUAGCAGGACCCAUGGAAACCUAGAUCUUGCUCUAGAGGCUGGUCAGAAGCUAAUAGAAUUGAACAGACAAGUUGCAGCUUCAUAUGUGACAAUGUCAAACACUUAUGCAUCAGCAGGGAAGUGGGAAAAUGUUCACAGAAUCCGGUCUGAAAUGAAGCGACAAAAUGUCUACAAAGAACCCGGCUGCAGUUGGAUUGAGGUUAAGGAAGCCAUAUAUGUCUUCUAUGCUGGAGAUGUAUUGUCAUGCGUACGGGGAAAUGAGGUGGUUCACUUAUUGAGGGAAUUAGAAGUAAAAAUGAAAGAGAGAGGCUAUGUUCAAAGUAGUAAUGGUUUGGUGUCUAUAGAUGUGGAGGAUGAAGCAAAGGAGACAAUUUUGAGUCUUCACAGUGAGAGGUUAGCUUUGGGGUUUGGGUUGAUUACCAUUCCUGAAGGUGUGACCAUUAGAAUUAUGAAGAACUUGAGAAUGUGUAGAGCCUGUCACGAGGCCUUUAAGCUAAUCAGUGAGAUUGUGAAGAGGGAUUUUGUUGUGAGGGAUGUGAAUAGAUUUCAUCAUUUCAAAGAUGGGUUUUGCAAUUGCAAAGAUUAUUGGUAAUGUAUUGUCCAAUAACAUAUAAUGGCUUAUUAACUAUCAU